AUGAAUCAAAAGAAAAAAAAAAGAGUGUUUUCAUUUUAAAUUAAAAAUUUAACAAACUAGUAAUCAGAAUUGUUUGAUAAUCAGUAGUUAUCAAAUAGAAAAUAAAAUGAAUAGACAAAUAACAAAGUAUUUCAUAAAAUAUUGGCUUUGAAUGAGAUUGAUUAAUUCUAUUCUCCAAAAGAAUCUGGUUCUACAACAUAGAGAUCAAUGUCUAGACUUCGAAAGAAUUCGAUUAGUCCAAAACAUUCAUAUAUAUAUUCAAGGAAAACAAUUCAAACUCCUUUAACAAUUAGAUCAUCAUUAACAAUGUUAAAUCAAUUUGAAUAACAGUUUGCUGAUAGUAUUUAAUGUAAUGAAUAAAUUGGUGCUAUUGAAAGUAAUUAAAUUUUUUGAUAAGGUUUGCUUAACUUGAUGGUAAUUGCAGUUGAAUAAGAUAGCAUAAGUUUACUCAUAACUUUUAUGCGUUUAAGUGCUUUAACAUUUAUAUCAUUUUAAGAAUGGACUAAAGCUCUUCUUUUUUUAUAACAUUGCAAAUUUCUAAGUGAAUUUACAAGAUAAUUUGAUGUUAUAUAAUGGACAUUUCUUUAGAUUGGAAUUAUAUGUAAAUAUGUUAAAAAAUAUGAUAUGGGUAAAAUAUUCAUUAAAAAGGUAAUUUGCUAUAUAUAUUCAGUCAUUGGAAUAUGCGUGGCAUUUAAAAGAUAUCGAUUAAGAAAUUAUUUGUUACGAAGAACUUGGUAAAUUAUGUUUUCUUAAUUAUGAAUUAAAAACAGCUAAGUCUUUGCAUGAAAAAAGUAUGAAAGGUACUGUGGAAAAAGAUAAAUCUGCAAUGAAAAUGGUUUCAUCUAAAGGAAUGUAAUAGAUUAUUAAAAUGUUACCAUAAGAAGAAACAAAAAUGGGAUUAUACAUAUUUUCUAAAGCUGUAAAUUUUCCCAUCAAAUUGAUUUAAUGUUAAAAUCCUCUUUAUUAUUAAAGAAGAUAAGUGAAAAAUGAAUAUAUGAUAUCACAUAAUUUAGAAUGCAUACCUAAUCAAAGAGUUAUUGAUAUUGAUAUUUCAUUAGAUGAAAUGUUACAACAAUUUCUUAGAGGUAAAAAUUUUGCUUUUGAAAUACCAAUACCUAUAUCUAUUGCUGAUGAGUAUGAAAGUAUGAGCCAAAAUAAUUCUAUUCCUAAAAUAUAAAAAUUAAAAUAAACAUAAACUGCAACUUUAAUAAAAUUAUCAUCCUUAAAAUUACAUCCAACUUCAAAUAAGUAACCAACUAUUAAAUUAAAUGAAUUUUAAAAAAAACUACCUCUAGAAGAAAUGAUCAGAUAACGUUUAGAGAUGAAAUUUGAAAUCCCAUCAUCUUUUACAGAAAAUUUAAGAAGCAGAAAAUUUGCUACUAAUUUAGAAUUAAUUCGAUUAACGCAUGAAAGGGAUGGAAUUGCUUUGAGUGUUGAACAUUAAAAAAGAGGAUUAGUUAGAUAUGCAUAAAAAUUGCUAAGUUAAUAAAAAAUUACUUUCCUAUGA
Paramecium sonneborni is the source of this 1507-nucleotide messenger RNA. NCBI's taxonomy places the organism in Eukaryota, Ciliophora, Oligohymenophorea, Peniculida, Parameciidae. The record is from the annotation of a GenBank genome assembly.